GUAGAUGGAAUAUUAUUUUAAAGAGAAAAUAGUGCAAAUUUUUAUGAUUGUUUUAAGUGGUGGAGGAGAUUAUGAUUAAAAUGGUUAAAAAUAAGGAAAUUAGAUAGAUGUAGGAAUGAUUAAUAUAUAUAGGUAUAUUUUAAAUUUAAUUGUAGAUAUUUAACAAUGAUUGGAUAAUAUUAUUACGGUGUUAGAAUAUUAAAAUGGAAAUACAAAAUAAAUGAUUUAUAAUUGUAACAUUUUUUUAUAUUACUAUAAUUAGUUAAGGUAUGUAUCAUGACAAUGGACAAAAAAUGGAUUAUUGAAUA
This is a messenger RNA of Paramecium sonneborni, 308 nucleotides long. The record is from the annotation of a GenBank genome assembly. NCBI's taxonomy places the organism in Eukaryota, Ciliophora, Oligohymenophorea, Peniculida, Parameciidae.